AUGUCCAAAAGCCCUGUGAAUCUUGAUAACGUCUACUCUAACAAUGUGGGUACAUUUCAGAAAAUUGCAAACACAGUUCUUCCCGUGAAUUACCCAGAGAAGUUUUUUCAGGAACAAUUUGACGACAACGUCAAGAACUCUUACUUCACGCAAUUGGCGUACUUCGGCGAAGUCGCUGUUGGCGGAGUUAGAGCCGAGCUCAUCUCUAAUAAGACUGGCGGAGUAAAAGCUACAGGCGUCUAUAUUCAGAUUUUAGCGAUCCUAGAGGCUUACAGAGGAAAAGGCAUCGGGUCCCAACUUUUGAACUAUAUAGAGGAGCAGUGCAAGUCGCACUUUCAGCAUAAAAUAUUUGUGCAUGUUGCUGUCGACAACGAACAGGCAUUGCAAUGGUAUUCAAAGAGAGGUUUCAAAGUGGAAGGCGACGUGCUACAAAAUUACUACAAAGACACCUCAGGAUCUCCUGACGCAUAUGUUUUGGCUAAGCAAACAUGA
This is a messenger RNA of Lachancea nothofagi CBS 11611, 492 nucleotides long. The record is from the annotation of a GenBank genome assembly. NCBI's taxonomy places the organism in Eukaryota, Fungi, Ascomycota, Saccharomycetes, Saccharomycetales, Saccharomycetaceae.